AUGCGCCGUCUGAGCCUGACGCUGGCCUCGCUCGCCCUCUCGCUCUCCCUCUUCGCCAGCCUCUUCAGCGCAUCGAUUGCCUCAUCGGAUCACAACGACACCCAGGCAGACUCGUUACUGUGGGGCACCUAUCGACCAGGUCUGUAUUUUGGCGUGCGCGCUCGACUACCCGACUCUCCCCUCUUUGCCUUUUCGUGGCACGGCCUGCAAGACUACAAUACCUUUUCAAACACCCGCUUCGAAGCUGGACAAGGCGGUGAUGACAUUGAAUCGUACGGCUGGACACAUCACGAUGGACGAGGGUACGGUAAAGAGUGGAUCGUGGAUACCAAGGUGAAUGUCAGACUACAGCUCGAGUGGAUCAGAGAGUCGCACGGCUGGACCGCCAGGAUCAGCGGUGAGCCCAUCGACGCUGGUGAGUACGCCCGAGUGUAUGCGCUGUACUCGAGGCCUCGCGAGACUGAUGAUCAUUCACGCAUCCCCCAGCGCGACCUUGCUUGGUGAUGAGCUACCUGCACAUCUCAUCGCGCACCGAAUUGGAGGCCACCUUUGACGAGGACGCAGCAAACGACAUUGGUGGACUGCCGGCGCAUCCCGCGACGUCGCAGCACGAACCCUUUGUGACAAGCACGCAUGCGGAUGCUCGCAUAGGCAAGUGGACUUUGGGAGUGCGAGAAUCUGCAGAGGUCAGAAACCAGCCGGCAGAUGCAGAGGAGCCGGCCGAGCAGGCGUGGAGCUUCCUAGGCGAAAAGGUGGAUCAGACUUGGGAUACGCAGAGUGAGUCGGCGCCCCGUCGCGCUCAUCCCAGGCUCCACUCGACUCACCUCUCGCGCCCGCUCUCUCUCUCGCGCUCCCUAGCCAUGAUCGAUCGAGCGAAUCAGGAUACGAUCAGAUCACACUUGCAAGAAGUUGGUCACGAGAAUGUCCCUCCGCCCGCUCAUCUGCUCGCUCUACCCAACGAGCUGGCCAGCUCCACCAAUGCGGUGGCCUUUGCGCGCGGCUUCCAAGGCGCCUUUUCGUUCGAUGUCUACUUUACCACAAACGGCGCCAAAAGAUCUCUGAGUGGCAAGGAGCUCACAGCUGCUCUAUCUGCGAGUCGAGAAGCGUACGACGAGCGCUUCGAUGGCGUGCUAGGGCUCGCAGCAAAAGGCUACGACUCUGCUCGUGUCCGAUUCGCAAAGGAACUGACGAGCGGCUUGGUAGGAGGCAUCGGAUAUUGGGCUGGAGCGGGCGUGGUGGACAGGAGCUUCAAGCACCCGUGGGAUGAGAAUACCGGAACAGGAGCGAUGGACUUUGAUGAGCUCGCCACUACCGAACCGGAUCCGCGUCUGACGGAAGAGAUGCAGCUCUUUAGCGCAACGCCUAGCAGGAGCUUCUUUCCGCGAGGCUUCUACUGGUGAGGGUAGAGUGCGGCCGCCUGCUGCUGAUGCUUGCUGAGGUUGUCUCUUCGCGCCGCCUGCAGGGAUGAAGGCUUUCAUCUGGCGCACAUUGGAGUCUGGGAUAAUGACCUGAGGUGAAGAGCAUGGACGCUGGCGUGGUCGUGACAGCGCAACUGCUCACAGCAAGCUCGCGCUUUCUUUGCAGCCUCGAGAUUCUAGAGUCUUGGAUCGAUCUCAUCGACGACGAUGGCUGGGUCGCUCGCGAACAGAUCCUGGGUGAUGAAGCCCGCAAGCGAGUGCGUGUCAUCGCGCAACGCACUUGCGAUCCUUGCUAAUUCUUUUUCUGUCUCACGCGCAUACAAAGGUGCCGCGCGAAUUUCAGACGCAAUACCCUCUGUAUGCCAACCCGCCAACCUUGACGAUGGCUUUGGGCAUGUACAUUGAUCGUCUCAUGGCUGCGCAACAGCAGGGUCAAGGUGCCGCCGGAGACGUCGCGUUCGACGCUUCCUACGACGCAUCACCUCAGCAAGUCUUUGGCUCGCGCUCCUCCUCAUCCGAAAGGUAUCUCAACGACCCGGAUCUCGCCCGCUCUUUUCUCGCGCGCAUAUAUCCCAAGCUUCGGACGCACUAUCAAUGGUUCAGGAGAACACAACGUGGGGAGAUUGAGCAGUGGGACAGGACGGCGAGAUCUCGAGAAGCCUACAGGUGGAGAGGCAGAACCAAAAGUCACGUGCUGACUUCCGGCCUGGACGAUUACCCGCGCGCGCAAACACCUCAUUCUGGAGAGCUGCACUUGGACCUGAUCAGCUGGAUGGGUUUCUUUGCGCAGACGAUGCAAAAGAUUGCAGAGGCGACUGGAGAGGAACGAGACGCAAAGGAGUACGAGGAGCAUCACAAGGGCGUACUAGAGAACCUCGAAGGUGAGUGUGGCUACGCGGAAUAGUCGCCAGAUCUGGCUUUCUGAUGUGCGACGCGCUCCGAAUUUAGAUCUGCACUGGAGCGACAAAGACCAGCUGUAUUGCGAUGCUGCGGUGGACGAAGCUGGUGAGUUGUCGCGACGCGACGCAAUGUCGAAUCCAUCGUUGACCUCUUCCCAUCUCCAGACACCUCCUUCCACGUUUGCCAUCGGGGCUACGUUUCCCUCUUUCCAUUCUUGCUCGGCUUGCUACCGACAGACAGCCCGCACUUGAAGUCUAUACUCGACAUGAUCGAAGAUCCAGAGCAUCUGUGGAGCAAAGCGGGCAUCCGAAGUCUGAGCAAGCAGGACGUCUUGUUCGGCAAAGACGAGGGUGAAUUGUCGCGCGCUGCUCUGCUUUGAUUUUUUGCAUACUCAUUCUCUGCGCUCUCCUCUCCGUCAGACUACUGGCGCUCUCCCUCCUGGGCACCCAUGAACUACCUCGCCCUGGGAGCGUUGCACAAGGUGCGUACUCCUCUUGCCCUUUCUGCCACGCACCGUCAUCCCUCACACCUCCGCAUUCCCCCACUGCAGAAGUACGCAGCGCUGCCUGGUCCGCACCAAAUGCGCUGCGGGAAGCUGUACGAGGAGCUCAGAAGGACAUUUGUGGAGAAUGUGUACCAGGUACGUAUCGCUCUGGCAUCUAAGCGAACGCACGCAUCGCUGACAGACAGCUUCUUUGUCUGUGCGCCCGUAGGAGUACAAGCGCACCGGUUUCGCGUGGGAACAGGUGCGUUCCAUUUUUGCCCCAGAUCUGCUCGAUGCUGAUUCCCUACACUUUUGCGUCGCGGCGCCCGGCAGUACUCUACGCAUGCAGAGAGCGAAGGACAAGGGCGAAAGAACAAACCGUUCACCGGCUGGACGAGCCUGGUGGCGCUCAUGAUGGCCGAGAUAUAUUAA
Messenger RNA from Ceraceosorus bombacis, 3234 nucleotides. The record is from the annotation of a GenBank genome assembly. NCBI's taxonomy places the organism in Eukaryota, Fungi, Basidiomycota, Exobasidiomycetes, Ceraceosorales, Ceraceosoraceae.